This is a messenger RNA of Gastrolobium bilobum, 1256 nucleotides long. RefSeq names its product cellulose synthase A catalytic subunit 1 [UDP-forming]-like. Gene Ontology annotation, cellular component: nucleus. The transcript has 7 exons. Gene Ontology annotation, molecular function: DNA-binding transcription factor activity, RNA polymerase II-specific. NCBI's taxonomy places the organism in Eukaryota, Viridiplantae, Streptophyta, Magnoliopsida, Fabales, Fabaceae. The record is from RefSeq and is a predicted model, not a curated record. Gene Ontology annotation, biological process: red or far-red light signaling pathway; response to red light; positive regulation of transcription by RNA polymerase II. Bases 44 to 1024 code for a protein of 326 amino acids.
GAGAGAGAGUUGAGUUGAGUUGGCGAAGAUAUUGGAGAGGAAGAUGGAACAAAAUGGUGGAGUGGUAGCUGGGUUGCGUGAAAGGAAUGAACUUGUUCAAGUUAGGCACGGUUCGGAUACUGAGUCUAAACCCCUAAAGAAUUUGAACGGUCAAACCUGUCAGAUAUGUAGUGAUACUGUUGGAUUAACAGUCAGUGGGGAUGUCUUGAUUGCUUGCCACGAGUGUGCCUUCCCACUUUGUCAUUCUUGUUAUGAAUAUGAGCGAAAAAAUGCGAGCCAAUCCUGUCUUCAUUGCAAGACUAGAUACAAAAUUGAAAAAGAUAGUCCUCGAUUGGAGGGAGAUGAUGACAAUGAUGAUGAUGUUGAUGAUCUAGAGAAUGAGUUCAACUAUGGCCAAGGAAAUAAUACCAAUGCAGGGAUGCAAUGGGAAGAAGAUGCUGACCUCUCGUCAUCUUCAGGACAUGAUUCUCAAAUACCGAAUGCCCAUCUUACAAACGGACAGCAGAUGUCUGGUGAGAUUCCAUGUGCUAUUCCUGAUACUCAAUCUGCGCUAACUACGUCAGGUCCUUUGGGUCAAUCUGAAAAGAUUCGGUUGCUUCCCAACGUUGAUGCAAAGAAACCGGUUCUUGAGAGUGAUGAAGAGAUCCGAAGAGUGCCAGAGAUUGGAGGUGAAUCUGCUGGAACUUCAGCCUCUCGUCCAAACACUGGUUCAACUGCUGGUCCGGAUCGUGUUAAGGGGACAGGAGAGGGUCAGAGGAAGAGAGGGAGAAGCCCGGCUGACAAAGAAAGCAAGCGGCUAAAGAGGCUACUGAGGAACAGAGUCUCAGCUCAGCAAGCAAGGGAGAGGAAAAAGGCAUACAUGAUUGAUUUGGAAACAAAAGUCAAAGACUUAGAGAAGAAGAAUUCAGAGCUCAAAGAGAGACUUUCAACUUUGCAGAAUGAGAAUCAAAUGCUGAGACAAAUAUUAAAGAACACAACAGCAAGCAGGAGAGGGAGCAAUAGUGGUACCAAUAAUGCUGAAUGAACUUGAUGACAAAAAUGGCGAAGAAAACUUAGAGCUGGAUUAGAUGUAGAGAGAGCAAAUUAGCAAGAAAGAGAGGAAAAAAAAAAAGAAGUUAAAAAAUUAGUCUUGGUGAUUCUUUCUAGGUGUGCAUUUGGAGUAUCAUGAAGUAAAGAAUGAACCUCAAGACAUGUAUCCUAAAAUGGUGUGGUCUGACGUGGAAUUGCAUUGUUUAUACCUCAUUUUCUUAAUCACU